Molecule: messenger RNA, 9175 nt
Organism: Oncorhynchus masou masou (cherry salmon)
Lineage: Eukaryota; Metazoa; Chordata; Actinopteri; Salmoniformes; Salmonidae
Product: membrane-associated phosphatidylinositol transfer protein 2-like
Exons: 26
Coding region: 8-4303 (1431 amino acids)
Biological process (GO): phospholipid transport
Cellular component (GO): cytoplasm
Molecular function (GO): phosphatidylinositol transfer activity; metal ion binding; phosphatidylcholine intramembrane carrier activity
Source: RefSeq, a predicted model, not a curated record
AGCUACCAUGCUGAUCAAGGAGUACCGGAUCCCCAUGCCUAUGAGCGUGGAAGAGUACCGCAUCGCCCAGCUCUACAUGAUCCAGAAGAAGAGCCGAGAGGAGAGUUGUGGUGAGGGUAGUGGGGUGGAGAUCCUAGAGAACAAGCCGUAUGAGGAUGGUCCAGGCGGGUCGGGUCAGUACACACACAAGGUGUACCACAUCGGGAAACACAUCCCCUCAUGGUUCUGCUCCAUCCUGCCUCAGGCUGCUCUACGCGUGGAGGAGGAGUCCUGGAACGCCUACCCAUACACACGCACACGGUAUACCUGUCCAUUCGUAGAGAAGUUCUCCAUAGACAUUGAGACGUAUUAUAAACCUGACACAGGGACCCAAGAGUGCUUCAAUCUGUCAUCUGCAGACAAAAGAGCGAGGACUGUAGACCCCAUUGAUAUUGUGAAGGAUUACAUUGCGCCCCAUGAGUACCUGGUUGAGGAGGACCCUAAGCUGUAUGUAUCGGUGAAAACCCAGCGAGGACCACUGACUGACGACUGGAUCGAAAUGAUCAACCAGAACCCCACCCAGAACCCGGUCAUGUGUGCCUACAAGCUCUGCAAGGUGGAGUUCAGAUACUGGGGCAUGCAGUCCAAGAUAGAACGCUUCAUACACGAUGUUGGCCUGCGUAAGGUGAUGGUGCGUGCCCACCGGCAGGCGUGGUGCUGGCAGGAUGAAUGGUACGGUCUGACCAUAGAGGACAUCAGACAGUUGGAGCUGGAGACCCAGCUAGCCCUGGCCACGAAGAUGGCCCAGUACAGCCUCAGUGACAUCGAGGAGGGGGUAACAGAGUCCAACAGGACCCCCGUCACACCUGACCAGGACUUGGAGGGGGCCCUGCGGGACGGGGGCGAGGUGGAGGGAGGAGGGGCAGGGCUGGGAGAUGCGUUACAUACGCGUGGAGAGCUCACCAAGCAGUGGUCAACUUCGUCCAGGUCGUCUAAUAGAUCCUCGAAGAGAGGAGGAAGUCCUGUGAACCAGAACAUCUCAGAGUGGCGGAUGCAGAGUAUCGCUCGUGACUCAGAGGACAGCACUGACGACGAGUUCUUCGAUGCUCCCGAGGACUUCUCUGGAGAUGAGGAGAUGUCAUUACAUGCCAAGGAGAUGAACAAGUGGAGUUCCAACGACCUGAUGGACAAGAUAGAGACUACAGAGACAGACGAAGGCCAGGAGAGCCUGUAUCAGGAGUCGGGUGAAGACUAUAUAGUAACCAGUAGUGAGGAACGACUGAUUGAGGAUGGGUCGUCUCAGCAGUGUCUGACGCCCUCCAAGAUCCACGUUCUGGUUCUGGUUCUUCACGGGGGUAACAUAUUAGACACUGGAGCAGGUGAGCCAAGUAGUAAGCAGGCUGACGUCAACACUCUGAGUGGAGCAUUUGAGACUGUGAUGAGAGUGCAUUACCCAGCAGCCCUAGGACGCAUUGCCAUCCGCAUGGUUCCCUGCCCGGCGGUGUGUGCCGACGCCUAUUCACAGGUUUCCAAUCUCAGUCCCUAUAGUUUUGAUGAGGGCUGCCUUUCCAACAGUCAGGACCACAUCCCUCUGGCUGCACUGCCUCUAUUGGCCACUUCCGCUCCGCAGUACCAAGACGCCGUGGCAACCGUCAUCCAAAGAGCCAAUCAGGUGUAUGGAGACUUUAUCAGGUCCUUGGAAGGGGCAUCCUUCUCCGGACAGGUGUGUGUGAUCGGGGACUGUGUAGGUGGUAUCCUAGGGUUUGAUGCGCUGUGCAGCAGUAACGUCAUCGUUUCAGAAAGCCAGAACAGCAGUAGACGAGGCAGCACCGUCAGCGUACAGGACACAGACCUCCUCUCCCCUGGCAUCAUAAUAAACAGUGUCUCUCUGUCUUCUCCGUCUUCUCCGACUCUGGAGGGCAGUCGCCAUCUUAGUCGCAGUAACAUUGACAUCCCUCGCAGCUCAGGGCCUGACGACCCCAAGAGAAUGCUGCCUCGCAAACGCAGCGACUCCUCCACCUACGAACUAGACACCAUCAAACACCACCAGGCAUUCCUGUCCAGUCUCCAUAGCAGUGUAUUGAGAACAGACUCAGGUUCGAGGCGCUCCAGCGGGAGUACCAUGCUAGAGGGAGGGAGGCUGGACUUCGAGGUGGCAGACUUCUUCCUCUUUGGUUCACCUCUGGGGCUGGUGCUGGCACUGAGGAAGACUGUGGUGCCGUCCAUAGAUGUCUCAUCAUUGCGUCCGGCCUGUCAGCAGCUAUAUAACCUGUUUCAUCCAGCGGACCCCUCUGCCUCCCGCCUGGAGCCCCUCCUAGAGAAGAGGUUUCACCAGCUGCCCCCCUUCUGUGUCCCCCGAUACCAACGCUUCCCUCUGGGGGACGGACACUCUGCUCUGCUGGUGGAGACUAUGCAGAGUAACCCCCAUCUCCUGUUGGAGUCAGUACCCCUGCGUUGCCAGGAGGGGGGCGUCAGUGAGACCUCCAUCCCCGUCCCUGUACGCAGCUGGCCCCAGCAGGCAUCACAGCUCAACGACACGGACAUGCUUGUGGACACCCAGUACCCGUCCUCCCCGCUGACUGGACCCCCCCACUCCAGGGGCCCCCGUAGGUCCAGUGAGGCCAGCAUCGCUAGCCAGGUGUCAGGCUUGGCCGACUCAUACACCGCCUCCAACAUCACCAACACUACUAAAUGCUAUAGCAGUUCAUCUAAGAAGCUGGGUCUCCUCUCCCAGCUUGCGCUUUCUAAACUCCCCUCGAGGAGCCCCUCUCCACGAGCCAGGAAGAAGAUACGACCCUUCCUCACUCUCAGACACACCGACUCAGAGCAGGGUGACGAUGAUGUCACCUCUGACAUCACUUCCUCUGAUGUCUCCUCAGACCUGCCCUCUGACUUCACUGAUGUCACCUCUGACAUCACCGAUACGAACUCUGACCCUCCGUCGCCAGAUAUGCUGAUGGACAUAGAGCAAGUUGCGUCUCGGUGGUGGGGCAGCAAGCGGAUGGACUUUGCCCUGUACUGUCCUGAUGCCCUCACAGCCUUCCCCACUGUAGCUCUGCCUCACCUCUUCCAUGCUUCAUACUGGGAGUCCACUGACGUUGUCUCCUUCCUACUCAGACAGGUGAUGAGGCAUGAGAACUCUAGUAUUCUGGAGCUGGAUGGUAAAGAGGUGACCGAGUUCAAGCCUUCUAAACCCAGAGAGAAAUGGCUGCGCAAGAGGACACACGUCAAGAUCAGGAACGUUACGGCCAACCACCGUGUGAAUGAUGCUGUGUUUACUGAGGAUGGAACACAGCUGGUGAUGGGACGCUUCAUGUACGGACCUCUGGACAUGGUCACUCUCACUGGGGAGAAGAUUGACAUCCACAUCAUGACCCAGCCCCCCUCAGGAGAGUGGAUGUACUUUGACACCGAGCUGACCAAUAGCAGCGGACGCAUCUCCUAUGUCAUCCCAGAGAGCAAGAGGCUGGGCAUUGGAGUUUAUCCUGUCAAACUGGUUGUCAGGGGUGACCAUACAUUUGCGGACAGCUACCUGACGGUGUUGCCGCGGGGAACAGAGUUUGUAGUGUUCAGUAUUGACGGCUCGUUUGCUGCCAGUGUGUCCAUCAUGGGAAGUGACCCCAAGGUCAGAGCUGGAGCUGUAGAUGUGGUCAGACACUGGCAGGACCUGGGCUAUCUGAUAGUGUAUGUGACAGGUCGUCCAGACAUGCAGAAGCAGCGUGUGGUGGCCUGGCUGUCUCAACAUAACUUCCCUCAUGGCAUCGUGUCCUUCUGUGACGGCCUGGUCCACGACCCCCUCAGACACAAGGCCAACUUCCUCAAGGCCCUCAUCUGUGAGACCCAUAUGAAGAUCUUUGCUGCUUACGGCUCUACUAAGGACAUUUCAGUGUACUCCUCAAUAGGCCUGCCCCCGUCACACAUCUACAUAGUGGGGCGGCCCACCAAGAAGAUGUCCAGCCAGUGUCAGUUCAUCCCAGAUGGCUAUGCGUCUCAUCUCUCCCAGCUGGAGUACAGUCAGAGGUCUCGUCCUGCCAAGACCGCCAGUGCCCGUAUCGUCCUCCGUAAGGGCAGCUUUGGACUGGGCGCAGCCGGGGGGGACUACCUCCGCAAGCGCAACCACAUCCUGCGCUCAAUCAACCCAACUGGGGGGGGGGUUUCUAGCUCCUCUGGCCAACCAGGACGUACGGAACGCACGCUGAGCCAAUGCGAGGUGGAGAGGGAGAAAGCAGCGGGGACCCAGAGGAGUAUGAGUAUAGCAGCUGGGUGUUGGGGUCGCACCGGGAGCACCAAGGAGGAGUCAGGAGGGUUACUCAGCCCUAAGUAGGGCUCACCAGACUGGGCUACAGGGGGAGGGGACCCUGCCUGACUGGACAUGAGCACCAUCUCUGGACUGGCCCUGAGAGAGAGAUGGAGAGAGGAGGAAAUAUGGUGAGAGAGAGAGAAAAAGAAAAUUAUGUGAUGAAAGAGGGGAGGAAUAGGGUUAACAGAGGGAUGGAAGAGAGGGUCUCUGGGGAAGUGGAUAUAAAGCCAGAAAGAUGGGUGUUGCUCUAACUUUUAUGUACAUUUUCUAAAGACGUUUCUACCUUAUCAUGAGAGUCUCACAGUCAAGACUUUUAUAUUACCUAUCUUGGCCACGAAAAGAACUGUAAGGAAAAACGAAACAUUUAAACAAACUAUCGUAAGCCUUAAUCGUUGCCCCCUUGGGGCCUGGAAGGCCCACCCUGGUCCGAGGAAUGGUUGAAUUUACUCUCUGCAUCUAAAGGACAAUGGGAAUUCACAACCACCCCAGCUCAGGACAGGCCCAGACAGUGGAGCCACCAAAAGAAGUGUCAAUGGUGACCUGGAGGUCAGGGUGGUCAGUUUGUAGCCAUGGCAACAAGCCAACAACUUCACCUCUGAUUUGAUCCCUUUAUCUUCACUGAGAUACUGUCAACAAAGAAGCACCAUUUCCCUGAAGAAAGAUUGAGGGAAGAGGAGAAGAAAGAGGGAGAAGGAUACAUGGAAAGAGGGUAGAUACAGAGAGAGAUGCAAGGCAAAAGGGAGGGAGGGGCAAGGUUAUGGAUGAGGUGUAGAAUUUCCCUCUCGUCUCUAUUUUUCUCUACUGUUUCCAGUGUGGUACUACACAGUGAUUUGUACUGUCAACGUUGGCUCCACUCCAGUCCUUUUAAGUCAAUAACAGAGUAGCUGCAGUACCAGUACCAUGUAUCUCAGUUUGACCUGUGGGCUGUCCCAGGCCUUAAACACCAACGACAUGUUUAUGAGUCAGACUCUGAAGGAACCCAGGACUGAGCUUAACAAGGAUUGGCUUUGAUAUAACAGAAGACAUUAGUGACACAUUUCCUCAGACAGAUAACAGCAACAAUCCCUUUACCAGACCAUUUGCUUGCAAUACCUUUGAGCCACCAGUGGUGGGCACUCUCCCACUCUGUUUUCCAUAAGCAUGAUGCUGUUGGUAGUCAUCAGUCCAUCAUGCGGCGCCCCCUAGCGCUCAACGUUUGUCAUUACACACAAUUCAGUGACCACUGGACUUGACUAUGAUACUCUGAGGAGUCUGAGCUCUUUCAUUCUUGAGGGAUGGGAUGAAUGCUAUUCAUUAGACAUUACUACAUUUCAGUCUGGAUAAAGACAUGCUUUGAUUACACUUUAUUUUAUAGUUCCCCUAUCCUGUUUUAGUUUACCUGGUAGUAAUACCUCAUGAUAGACGCCUGCUGAUACCAAGUUGUUUCCAACUGUGAUUAAUUAUCUGAAGUACCAGAGAAUAUACAAUGUUAUUCCUUAGCAAAUACCAGCUGUCAUAGGACUAUAGAAUAAUGUGUUACUGAUACUUUGACUAAAUCUAUGGCAACCUGGACACAAAAUGAAAGAUGAACACCUAACAGAGAAGCAGUAGUAGGGUUGCACCCUUUUCUAUCAUACUGCCCUGUUGUCUGGCUCCUACUGGUUAGAUAUUGACAUUGAUAUGAGAGAGUGUUCCUUUAUCCUACACUUCAAAUAUAUAGUCCCAUUACUAAUCACACAAAGCCAACGCAGGGCCAAAACAGCAAUCUCUCUCUUAACGGCUGCAGUAUCUCAACCUGUUCAACCUUGUUGUUCUUAGCACUAGUUUAUGGCGGAGAAUCUAGUUACCAUCUCAUGUAGCUACAUAUUGUUACCUUUGUAGUGCAUGAUAUAAUACCUAUUCAUUAUUGCAGGGUUUGUGUGCUACAGUACUUACACUCGUGUACAUUUUUUAAAUGUCAGGAUUACUUAAUAAUGUAAGUAAAUGUGCCAAGAACAAGACAGUUGUUGGUUAGGUGUGGAAAGAUAAUGUACCAGGCUGUAUCCAACCUUUCCUUUGUGCUGUGUAUGGUGAAAUGAGUUGGAGCUUGUUGCAUUGAGAUCAUGGCGGCAUGGCUUUAACUAAAAGGCUGUGCUGUUAUAUACUGUAUUUUACAGAUGUAAAUCAGAUUAGAUCUAUGAAUUUGUAGAUAUGUUUUAAUCCAACAUAUUGUCCAUAUCUAAGUAAAGGACAUAAUUGCUGAUAUAGGAUGUGGUUAUGGAUUCACUUAUGACUUGAGCGCUUGUAAGCUCCAGCAUGUUGCUUUGAUUCUAGGGACACUAUUGUCAUCUACAGUAGGGUGGCAGGUAGCCAAGCUGUUAGAGUAUUGGACCAGUAACUGAAAGUUUGCUGGUUUUAAUAACCCUGGCUGACAGAGUGAAAAAAAUCCCUUAUAAAACAACUAAUUUGACCAAUGUGGUGGGAUGUAGGGAUACCUAGUCAGUUGUCCAACUGAACAUAGCUUCCACAUUAUCCCAACUCCUCUGAAUCAGAGAGGUGCGAAAGGCUGCCAUAAUUGACAUCCAUGUCUUCAGCACCCGGGGAACAGUGGGUUAACUACCUUGCUCAGGGGCACAAAGACAGAUUCUUACCUUGUCCGCUCAGGGAUUCAAUCCAGCAUCCUUUUGUUUACUGGCCCAACACUCUAAUCACUAAACUACCUGCCUCCCUUUGUAUGUGGCAAUAAAACACCCUUGUAUUGUCAACCUAAAUGGAAGGUUUGAUUUAUUGCUAUCUGUUAUACAACGGGUGGGUCUAAUACUGAAUGCUGAUUGGUUUAGGUGAGGAUUGUUCAUGUGAUUAAAGCAAUAGUUUUUGUCAGACAUUGAUCAGACCAAAAAAAUAAUAAUCUAGUAUAAUGUCAAGUCCAUUUGUUGUGUAUGGUAGUUCUAGUUACCUAAGGCCACUUUUGAGGUCUUUAAAAAAAAAAAACGGUUGGAAUUUGGUUCUGCAGUGAACUACGAUUUUAACUAAGGAUGUAGACUAGAGCUGUAGCUGAUUGGCUGGAAGGCACUGUGAGGUUUUAGAUACAGCCAUACUGUCCCCCUCUGGCCUGUGGGUUGGUGAUGAUGAGCUCGUGGAAUGUCCUCCUGCUACAGAGCUGGAGAGCCCAGCCUGUACAGGAUCCAUGGAUGUCUGUCAGUCAGUGUAGAUAAGGUGAUACUGUAUAUGUAGGAAUAUAAUGGUUGAGAGGUAUUUAUUUACAUAACUCAUGUGGUUACUUAAUAUGAUGGAUCUUUCAGGUGAAUAGCGCUUUGUUUAUGAUGAUGAUCUAGUUGUGAAUAGGAGGACCAACAGUCAGUGGAAGGUGUUUGUUUUCUUAGCCAGUGCAAUAUUAUUAUUGUUCCAGUCGCAGAACCACAAGCAGACACAGACAGUCAGAGACCACAGCAGAGACAAUCUAUAUAUUGUAUCUAACAUGCACGAGCAUAGACAACAUAGACAACAUCUCGUUCUACUGUCCCGCCCCUUCACACUUCUACUGUCCCUUUACAAAGGUUAACUGUUACGAUUUUAUAGUGCAAACAAAACUAUUUUUCAAACCGGACCAUUUUACAAAGUCUUUGACAGAAUACUGUAUUGCUUCCUAUCGUGUGUGAAGGUAGAUUUUUUUAGUCAGAAUGAAGAAGUGGUUGAAUGUGAACAUGUGAACGUGAAACUCCAUCCGCUAUUUGAAUUGUAUUAGGUGGUGUUCAUCAUUCAGACUGAGUUAGCCUUCAAUACUGUAUACAGUAUGUAUAUAUCAGUUAUGUUAACCACUUAACCGUACAGUAUGUCUUGAAAUAGAAAUGUAUGUCAGAAAAAACGUUUAUAUUUGAGAAUAUUACAAUUAUUGCCACUUUAGUAGCAGUCUUGCAUGUACUCCUAUUAGAGGUCAGUGUACACAAUGUACAGGACAUGUUCUACUGUAUGGGGCUGAAAUCUUAUUAAUAGUUCUACACCGUGUAGAGUUACAGGUACAAGGAGAACUAUAUAACAAUGUGUUCCGUCUGUUCUGUACUAGCAUUCCACUCCUUGUCAUGACAACAUUUUUUUAUGGUUGGCAUGGCAAGGAGUAAUGUAAACCUUUUUUGGGGGGAGGGGGGUCAGUUAAUGCUUUUUACUAAGGAGUGUAAUAUUAGCACAAACAGACUGCAUUUCAGGCUAACAAUGUGUACUUACACUGUACCUGCUUAUGUAGCUACCAAUUAAAUACAUAGAUUUCUGAAUACUUAAUAUGCUGUAAAGUGGGACCAAUAUAUUUAGCUACAAUACAGUACAUACAUCAAAUGUAUGUAAUUUACUCAAAUAUUAAUAAUAUAAAAUGUACACAAGCUUAACAUGAUUAUAUCCAUUAACAGAUUGGGAAUGUUUUGUACAGUAUUAGUACAAUACAGUAAUGGCAUAUACUAUCACUCUAAAUAUAUAGCUAUAUAGGGGUAACAUAUACUGUUUGAGGUGGCAAUAAUUUAAUUAUAUUUUGAUUAUAUGCAGUUUAUUGGACAUAAAUGUAGAAUAGUAGUCAUAUAAUGCAUAUUUGAAUUUGAAGGCAUGUACAUAAAUGAAAUAGUGUUCUGUACCUCUUACAAUCUCAUCCAUUUCCCUUUGUAGCAGGUCUGAAUUUCAAAUGGUUUCAGAUAGUUUUUAUAUUUGACAGUUUAUCAUGGUUUUCUUUUACAGAAAAACAAAACAUCAUCAUCAGCAUUAUUAGGCAAGGCCGUAAGACGUAUACUUAUGUACUUGAAGUGACACAUAUUUGAAACACCUCCAACAGCAGAUCUGUAUGCAGAUCCCUCACUGUUCGCUCUCUCUCUCCUCUGGUUCAUAGCUCACUUUGAACCUUCGAGGGUGAGAGCUCGCUGUAUCAUUGUCUCUGUACUGUGGAAUAAAUACAAUUGG